Molecule: messenger RNA, 3107 nt
Organism: Stylophora pistillata
Lineage: Eukaryota; Metazoa; Cnidaria; Anthozoa; Scleractinia; Pocilloporidae
Product: ATP-binding cassette sub-family C member 4
Biological process (GO): transmembrane transport
Cellular component (GO): membrane
Molecular function (GO): ATP binding; ABC-type transporter activity; ATP hydrolysis activity
Source: RefSeq, a predicted model, not a curated record
UUGAUCGAAGACACUGAGCUCACCAGAAAUCCUCUCACAACACUGGGCCUCAGAGCAGAAAAGACGGUCUUCAACACCUAACUGAAAAUAUCGUCAAGUCAAAGGGUGUGACUCGACCCGGAAGGGUUAGUGCGAACGGAACACAAGGUCCAUGCAAGGCACCACUAGAGGAUAGGUGGGUUGUCAGGACAUGAAGACAGUUAGAUACCAGAAAUUAUCUAUCGAUGGCGAUUCAGAAAGAGUCAGCUACUUCUCUUUUCUUUUCUUCCAAUGGAUGAACAACAUCUUCAAGAAAGGCAGUGAAGGAACUUUAGAGGAGAGCGACUUUAUGCCACUUUCAAGAGAACGUUCCACCGAGUUCUUCACCAAUCGCCUGCAGCAAAACUGGAUAGAAGAGAAAGCCGAUAGAAAAGGCAAUAAACAAAGACCACGACUUUGGAAAAGUGUCAUUAAAAUGAUAUCUUUGAAGGAUGCAAUGGUCAUUGUACUCCUGUACGUGAUAUCCCUACUUUGGCGCCUUUCUAGGCCUUUGUUUCUUGGUUACCUUAUUUAUUCAUUGAUGAAUGACGCCGAGCCUCAGAAAAGUCUUCCUCUGUAUGGUUGUGUAAUGGCUAUGGGGAUCUGUGCCUUUAUUGGAGUGUCUGGUGUACAUCACUUUUCCUAUCAAUGUGACCUUUACGGUAUCGGAAUCAGCAGUGCUCUGAAAGGGCUAAUUUACCAAAAGAUUCUAAGGCUCAACAAGACUGAUAUAUUAAAAUUUACAACGGGUCAUGUGAUUGACCUCGUUUCAAACGAUGUUCAACGACUCGAAGAUCAUACUGUACUUUGGGGCUGUAGUGCUAUUUUGGAUUUCCUCCUACUCAUACCUAUCAUAGUGGUGUUACUUAUGUAUUUCAUUGGUUGGCAAGCUCUUAUGGGUGUCACAAGCCUUUUUUUCCUGUUGCCAUAUUUCGCUGGCUUGUCAUAUGUAUUUGCUGCGUUGCGCCUUAGGACAGCAACGUUUUCAGACAGGCGCAUAUCAUUGUUAAACCAGGUUAUUUCAGGGAUUCGCGCCAUCAAAACACAUGCGUUGGAGGAUGAAUUUCGAGAGAAGAUAAAACGCGUAAGGAGGGAUGAAAUAAAUAUCAUCCGUAAGAAAAGCGUCGCCCUGUCGGCCGUUGCUGCCUUGGAGUUCACUGCAGUGCCGCUGGCGAUGUUGGUUUCAAUCAUAACCUUGGUGCUUACCGGUCAGCCCCUUACACCGUUGAAUGUGUUCAUGCUCCUCUCUUUUAUAAAUGCAGCAAGACAAAGUGUCUGCUUUUACGUACCCUACGGUCUCUUAGGAGUAUACGAAGCUUAUUUUUCACUCAAGAGAAUGGAGGAUUUCUUUCUUUUAGAAGAUUUACCCGAAUCCUGUCAUAAUCAUUCUAUUGAGGGUACUUUGAACACGGCAGAGAGCAUAUCAAAAUUUAUUGAAACUGUUUCAAAUCAACGGGACAGAACCGUUGCAGUUCCCUCUGCUGUAGUUCGUGAUGAAGAAGAUCUCCCACAGUUAGCCACCUUGGAAGUGUUCAUUUUGGCGUCAAAAGAAAAAAUUCAUGAUGACGACUUCAUUUUGCAAGAUGUGGAAUUUUCCUUGGAUUCACAAACUUUAACAGUCAUCACGGGUCCAGUGGGUAGUGGAAAAUCAACUCUUCUCUCGGCUAUCGCAGGUGAGGUGUCAGUCGCAGCAGGAACAAUAAACUGUCCGUUUUCCCUUGUUUACGUGCCCCAGAUACCCUGGAUCUACUCUGGAACAAUAAGACAAAACAUUUUAUUUGGUCAAGUUUUCAACCAAGAUAAGUACAACAGAAUACUGGAAGCAUGCUCUCUCACACACGACGUCCGGACAUUUCCAAACGGUGACCAAACAGUAGUGGGUGAGCUAGGUGCUGUUCUGAGUGGGGGCCAGCGUGCAAGAGUAAGUUUAGCACGUGCGGUAUACAUGGAUGCAGACCUGUACCUGUUGGAUGACCCUCUGAGUGCCGUGGACAUGAAAGUAAGUCAACAUAUCUUUCAAAAGUGCAUUAAAGAAUUACUAAGUACUAAAACUCGGGUGUUAACGUCUCACAAGGAACAACACAUGAAAGAAGCUGAUAGAGUUAUUGUGUUGUUCAAAGGACGUGUGUUGGCAAACGGAACUUUUUCUGAGCUUCAGGAAAAGAGUUUAUGUAAUACAAAUCUUGAUGUGAGCUGCAAAAAACCCGUCUGGGACAAGAUUUCGGAAGUGAGAUUUGUUGCAGAGAGUGAAAAUGAAUCAGAGUUUAAGGAGAGAGCAAUGAUUCCACAACAUCAAGUCAAGGACCUCGAAAUAUCAGAAGAAGACUGUACAAUCGGAAGCGUGACACUUAUGACUUAUUGGGACUACUUCAGGAGUGGAUUGCACACGUUGGCGAUCGUUGGACUGGUCUGUUUGUUUUUUAUUGCUCAAGUAAUGAUAGUGUCUCCUGACGUUUGGCUCUCAUUCUUAACAAAGAAGAGUAAAGAGGAACAGAAGGACAAAUUCAACUUUAUUUUCUAUGGCUGUCUUGUACUUGGAUCUCUCAUUUUCUCCUCUAUCCGGGCAUAUGCGUUUCUUAGGACUCUUGUAAGAUGUUCUCAACGCCUUCAUGAUAAAAUGGUUGUAGCAGUUGUAGAAGCACCGGUUUUGUUUUUUGAUUCAAACCCUGUAGGGCGAAUUCUCAAUCGAUUCUCUAAAGAUGUGGGAUACUUGGAUGAGCUGUUACCCAAAACGUUUCUCACAGCUAUACAGCUCACCUUGCUAAUUUCUGCUUCAACUGUUGUGCCAACUUUCACAAAUCCUUGGGUUCUUUUUGCUGUUGUACCACUGGCUAUUAUUGCCGUGUACAUCUCCAUGUACAGCCUUAAAACCUCUCGACAGCUGAAAAGGUUAGAGUCAAUAAACCGUAGCCCCGUUUUUUCACACGUUUCGGAGACUCUCAAUGGGCUGGAGACUAUAAGAACAAGAAGGAGAGAACGAGAGUUUGUGGAGGAUCUUUAGAGAUAUCAGGAUGUUCAUACCCAGUCGUACAUGAUGGUGCUGGCGAGCGAGAGAUGGCUUGGUAUACGCAUGACUUUUCUCAUCUCUU